Messenger RNA from Colius striatus (speckled mousebird), 1539 nucleotides. Its product is annotated as cytochrome P450 7A1. The transcript is spliced from 6 exons. Bases 1 to 1539 code for a protein of 512 amino acids. The record is from RefSeq and is a predicted model, not a curated record. Gene Ontology annotation, biological process: cholesterol catabolic process; cellular response to glucose stimulus; cholesterol homeostasis. NCBI's taxonomy places the organism in Eukaryota, Metazoa, Chordata, Aves, Coliiformes, Coliidae. Gene Ontology annotation, molecular function: iron ion binding; cholesterol 7-alpha-monooxygenase activity; heme binding.
AUGUUCAUUGCAUCAUGGAUCUGGGGAACAGUAAUACUCUGUUGUGGGUUUUGGUUUCUUCUAGUGAGGAGAAGGAGGAGACAAGGUGAGCCACCACUUGAAAAUGGGUUCCUUCCGUACCUGGGCUGUGCCUUGCAGUUUGGUGCCAACCCUCUUGAAUUCCUCAGAGAGAAGCAGAAGAAGCAUGGCCACAUUUUCACUUGCCAAGUAGCAGGGAAAUACAUUCACUUCCUCACUGACCCUUUUUCAUACCAUGCAUUGAUCCGACAUGGAAAACACUUGGACUGGAAAAAGUUCCAUUUUGCUACUUCUGCCAAGGCUUUUGGGCAUCGUAGCAUUGACCCAGCAGAAGGAAACACCACUGAAAAUUUUCAUCAGACGUUCAUUAGAACCCUUCAAGGUAAUGCCCUAGAUGCCCUCAUUGAAGCAAUGAUGGAAAACCUACAGUACGUCAUGCUGCAGUCAAGAACAUCUAAACCUCAGUCUAAUACCUGGAUAACAGAAGGACUUUAUACAUUCUGUUGCCAGGUGAUGUUCGAAGCUGGUUUUUUAACACUUUUUGGUAAAGAAUUUAACUCAAAUAAUGACAAAAAUCUAUCAUCAAAGCAGGAAACUGAGAGAGCCCAUAUCCUAAAUGCCCUUGAAAACUUCAAGGAAUUUGAUAGGAUCUUUCCAGCCCUUGUGGCCGGGCUGCCCAUCCACCUCUUCAAGAGUGCACACAGUGCACGUGAGAAGCUGGGAGAGGCACUCCUCCACAAGAACCUCCUGAAGAGGGACAACCUCUCUGAGCUUGUCACCCUCCGCAUGUUCCUGAAUGACACUCUAUCAACCUUUGAUGACAUGGAAAAAGCAAAGACCCAUGUGGCAGUGCUCUGGGCCUCACAAGCCAAUACCAUUCCUGCCACGUUUUGGAGCUUGUUCUAUCUUCUUAAGAGUCCAGAGGCAAUGAGAGCUGCCACCAUGGAAGUGCAAAGAAGUUUGGAAAGUGUUGGAGAGAGGAUCAGCUUAGAUGGAAAACACAUUUCCUUGAACCGAAAACAGCUGGAUAAUAUGCCGGUACUAGACAGCAUCAUCAAGGAGGCCAUGAGGCUAUCAAGUGCAUCCAUGACUUUCCGAGUUGCCAAGGAGGAUUUCACUUUGCACUUAGAGAACGAGUACUAUAACAUUCGCAGCGAUGACAUUGUAGCUCUUUAUCCUCAACUGUUGCAUUUUGAUCCAGAAAUUUAUGCUGAUCCCUUGACAUUCAAAUAUGAUCGCUUUCUCAAUGAGAAUGGAGAAGAAAAGACUGAUUUCUACCGCAACGGCCGCAAGUUGAAGUAUUACUAUAUGCCGUUUGGGACGGGCAUAGCAAAAUGCCCCGGCAGGUUAUUUGCUGUCCACGAAAUUAAACAAUUUUUGGUUUUGAUUUUUUCAUAUUUUGAGAUAGAGCUUGCGGACAAGAGUGUUAAAUGUCCUUCUUUAGAUCAAUCCCGUGCAGGACUAGGUAUUUUGCAACCGACAAAUGAUAUUUAUUUCAGGUAUAGACUGAAAUGCCUAUGA